Molecule: messenger RNA, 1014 nt
Organism: Ixodes scapularis (black-legged tick)
Lineage: Eukaryota; Metazoa; Arthropoda; Arachnida; Ixodida; Ixodidae
Exons: 3
Coding region: 1-1014 (337 amino acids)
Molecular function (GO): nucleic acid binding
Source: RefSeq, a predicted model, not a curated record
AUGUCUGCCUUGAGCUCAAAAUUUUUUAUGAUUCUGGAUGAAAUCAAGAAAAAUAACGAUUUUCCCAAUAUCAGCCGUGCCACUCUCUGCAGAGUCCUGAAUAAGCUUGGGUUCGCGUUCACGACACGCAAGAGGAACUCGUUGUUGCUUGAGCGCAACGAUCUCGUGCUCUGGCGUGCAUCCUAUCUGAGGUCUAUCAAGGAGUACCGCCAAGAUAACAGGCCCAUUUACUACUUAGAUGAGACGUGGGUCAAUGCCGAACAUACACGCUCCAAGAACCCCUCUGGAAAAGGCGAGAGGCUCAUCAUUGUUCAUGCGGGGAGCAAGGAGGGCUUUCUUGUGGGGGCGGCCGAGGUGUUCCGGGCCAAGAAAGGCAUCGGUGACUACCACCAAGAAAUGGACGGGCAACGCUUUGAAGAGUGGUUUACCAAGAAGCUGCUGCCAAACCUCAAGCCCAGGAGUGUUGUAGUAAUGGACAAUGCCUCGUAUCGCUUCGCAAAAAUACACACCCUGCCAACCACCAGCACAAAGAAGCUCGAGAUUCGCCAGUGGCUCAGCAACAACGGGAUUGCAUCGGACAUGUCCAUGCUGAAGGUGGAGCUCCUGAACCUUGUCAGCAAAGCGAAGGCUGCAAGAGCCGAGCUGGAAAAGUACCGCAUUGAUACGAUAGCGGAACACCACGGCCACAGCGUCCUCCGUUUGCCUCCCUAUCACUGUAAACUUAAUCCAAUUGAGUUGGUAAGGAGCCAAGUGAAAGGAGAGGUUGCAAGCAAGAACCAAUCGUUCAAGAUUGCGGGGGUGGAGAAGCUGACUCCGACUGCCUUGCAAAAUGUGAGCCCCGAGACCUGGGAAAGCUAUGUGAAACACGCCAUUCAAGUUGAAGAACAGAUGUGGGAAGCAGAUGGCCUUGUUGACACUGUCCUCGACAGUAUUGUAAUCGACACAAAUGGGGACUCUGACACUGAUACAUGUGAUGAAGAUGAGGAGAUGGGUUGUGAACCACUUGAGUGGUAG